This is a messenger RNA of Ruditapes philippinarum (Manila clam), 995 nucleotides long. RefSeq names its product probable RNA-binding protein 18. The record is from RefSeq and is a predicted model, not a curated record. Gene Ontology annotation, molecular function: RNA binding. The transcript has 7 exons. NCBI's taxonomy places the organism in Eukaryota, Metazoa, Mollusca, Bivalvia, Venerida, Veneridae. Bases 170 to 844 code for a protein of 224 amino acids.
CUUACAGGUCAAAUUGUCAUUAAGCACAAUAUUGAACAGACGGUGCACGGGUAUAAUUGUCUUCGGCAAAAAGUACGCAUUGAAAGUAAUGUCAACAUUAUCAAAGGGUGGUAGUUCAUUUGAUAAAAUCUGAGAAGAAUAUUUUUAUGCAAAUUCAAAUGUUGAUUUGAUGACGGUCAUGGCAGAAGGGGAUGCUAAUAAAUUUGUCAGCCCAAAACUUCAGAACAAGAGUCCAACCACUGACGUCAUUCCUAUACCAGAUGACCCUGUAGAUUGUUCCGAAGAAAAUGACCGUCGUCUCUGGAUUGGAAACCUUGACACAAGAGUCACAGAGUUUGCCUUAUUAAAGAUAUUACAGAAGUUUGGGAGUUUACAGAGAUUUGAUUUUCUUUAUCACAAGACUGGACCAGACUUGGGUAAACCACGAGGAUACUGCUUUGUCACCUAUUCCAGUAAAGAGGAAGCAGAGAAAGCCAUGAAAUGUUUGGAUAAAAAACUGGCAUUAUCAAAACGUAUGAUGAUAAGAUGGGCUCAUAGAGAAGAGGAUAGAGAACAAGAGAGACCAGGUAUCCAAGGGAAACAACCAGAUCUGUCAAACAACCAUCUUAGCUCAGAAUCCAAAAUUAGAGCAAUUGAAAUGAAACUGAAAAACAUGGAAAAAUGUGAACAAGACUUUAAUUUGAGUGCCAAGCCUGCUGCAAUACCGGGUUCCAGUAAAUAUAGCAGUGCUCAACAGAUUCAGCAGGGAACCAGUGUUCAUCAGAGACCAAAUAGAAAUCAAGGGACUGGUUCCAGUCACAGAGACAAUAAUAAGCCUUAUUAUAGAAAGGAUGGAAGAAGAUGACACAGCUUUCAGGGAACCAACCAAGUUCACACUGGUUCCAUUUAGAGUUUUGGGUUCUGCAUAUCACAUGGUCUAGCAUGGAACCAGUCAGUUAUUAUAAGGUUACUUCUCUUAACAUAUGGGUAAAUAAGUGACAGGUUCUUAUGAAACA